Messenger RNA from Alternaria novae-zelandiae, 1626 nucleotides. RefSeq lists its product as uncharacterized. Gene Ontology annotation, biological process: glucan catabolic process. Lineage: Eukaryota; Fungi; Ascomycota; Dothideomycetes; Pleosporales; Pleosporaceae. The transcript has a single exon. Bases 1 to 1626 code for a protein of 541 amino acids. The record is from RefSeq and is a predicted model, not a curated record. Gene Ontology annotation, cellular component: cell surface; extracellular region. Gene Ontology annotation, molecular function: glucan endo-1,6-beta-glucosidase activity.
AUGAAGGGCUUCCUUCAAAAAGCCAAAGCCGAACUCAAAGGCUUCACUCAACGCGACGAGCCUUGCAACUCAAAAUUUGACGGAGCCGCUGAGGCACAACAUCAACACCACUUUCCUCCAGCUCAUCAGCAAGGGCAGCAACAUGCAAUCAGCGACCCGACAACUCUAGAUAUACUUCGCUACCGUUAUCAUCACGGCACUAACCUCGGCUCGGUCUACGUCAUUGAACGUUGGCUUCAAGGCUCUCGAUUUCCUGACGGUUCUGAGGGAUCAAGCGAGCUUGCAGCAGUCCAGGCCUGGGUCGACAAGAUUGGCAUGGCUGAAACGAAACAAAAGUUCGAAGAGCAUUGGGCCAACAUCGUAACCGAUAACGCCAUCGGAUGGCUUGCUAAUGUAGCCAAAUGCACUACCGUCCGCCUGCCCAUCGGUUACUACGACCUUCCCGGGGCUGUUUUCACUCAGGGCACACCUUUCGAGCCGUACGCAGAAAUAUACACUGGAGCAUGGAACAGUAUCCGUACCCUGAUCCAACGCCUGCGUGCACGCUCUAUUGGUGUUCUCAUCGAUCUACACGCAUUGCCAGGAGGUGGAAACGCGCAGGAACACUCCGGUACCAACAGUGGGCGUGCUGAACUCUGGACCAGCCAUACCAACCGCGCGCUGGGCGUUCACUGCUGCCAAUUCAUUGCUGAGGACACAAAGGCUGGAGCUGAGAUUGCCGGUCUCCAACUCGUCAACGAGGCUGAGUGGGAAUCAGAACGCAUGUAUGAGUGGUACGAUGAGUGCAUAGCUGCUGUCUCUGCUAUCGAUCCCAGCAUUCCAAUCAUCAUCUCCGACGGUUGGCACCUAGAGAAAGCAGUCGACUGGACUUUGCAGAAGAACUCCAUCUACUCGCACCCGCAGUGCCCAGUAUUGAUCGAUACGCACUACUACUGGGCUUUCACAGACGCAGAUAAAGCUAAGACACCACAGCAAAUCACCGAAGAGGCCGGUACCAAGCUUGGACAGCUUGACGGUAAAGAAGGCUCCGUCCAUGACCGUGGUGCAGUACAAGUCAUUGUUGGCGAGUACUCCUGCGUCAUGACCGAAGACUCUUGGGCUAAGGGCGGCGGAGUCCCCAAGGAAGAGCUCGUGCAACAGUUUGGUCAAGCGCAGAGUAGGCGGUACCAGCAGCGAGCCGGCGGCAGUUUCUUCUGGACCUGGAAAAUGGAUUGGAUGCCUGGUGGUGAGUGGGGUUUCAAAGCUAAAACGGAAGACGGGAGCAUUGUGCCACCUCAGUAUACAACAUUGUCCGCUGAUGAUAGGCGGGGGGUGGUCGAGAAAGCCAGACACGAAAAAGACGGGCAGAUGCAUGAGGCUGUCAAACAGCACGUGUCUUACUGGAGCGGAGUGGAUCCCAACGGUCACUAUGAGCACGAAAAGUACGAACAUGGUUGGCAAGUCGGAUACCAAGACGCUCUCGCCUUCUUUGGGUGCGGAGAAACAAAAGGCGACAAGAUUGGCAUGUUCGAAUUGUGGGUCCUCAAGCGAAUUAGAGAGAGUGGAUACAGAGGUGGCUUCACUUGGCUUUUCGAGCAAGGCCUGAGGAAAGGUGCGCACGACUGUUACUCUGCGCUCGGAAUUUAA